GAGAAAAAGGCCAGCAACAAUGUGACAGACAACACUGCCCCGCCGCUCUGCUCAGCGUAGUAGUGGAUAUCUUCACGGUGAACGGAGAGCCAAACAGAGCUGCAUGCUCGCUGUGCAACAAGGCGAACAGGAGCAAAAUGGACCACUGGACACCAGCAGCAUCAACAGCAGCAGCAUCCACUGAGGACCGACACAGUUUUUAGGCUGUAUUUCAAGACUAUAUACAAUUCAUCACAUCAAUCCUCCAACACUGACCAAGAUAAAAGAUGCCUGGGAACAACACCUUAAGGGUCCUGUUAUAUCCUGGCGGACACGUGGACAUGAAGAAAUAGAAGCAUCAGUCGAGGCCCUCCAGCUGACCUCUGGGCUAAGUCCUGGCCGUGGGGCUUUGUUGUUGGUGGGCCAGCUGAACAGGCGUGUAUGUGAGUGAGAGGUGAUGAAGUCCAGUAUGAGGCAGUGGCGGAGGCUGGUGUUGGUGGGAAUGCUGGCCUGGGUUCUGCUCUUCCUCGCCCUCCUCUCUUACUUCCUGGAUGCUCGCGUGGAUGAACCCCUGACCUCUGCCGGCUCUUUACUCUCCCAGCACCCCGACACUCGCCGCCUGGCCUCCAUACAGGCCUCCCAUCAACAGCAUGCCAUCGUCGGCUCCCGACCUGAACUGGCUUUGACGUUAACUACGACCUACCCUGGAGAUGAGCCGGAGCCCUCCGUCAGCUCCAUGACCCCAGAGUCCAGCCUGGAGGUCAGCCACAGCCCCAACAGCGCUCCCUAUGCCAUCUAUGGUAGCCAGGAAGCCAGCCGCCAGGAUUACCUGGACCCUCAGAGCCUGGCUGCCUGGUCCUCCUUUGGUACAGAGAAUGUGGGUUCUCACUCAGACCCUUCAGUCCAGAGUCGUGAGAGAACAUUUCAGACCACCGAGUAUCAGAACCAUGUCAGCAACACACACCGCCACGUAGGGGAGGAGGAAGAAGAAGAUGAAAGGGACAAUGAAGAUGAAGAACUGGGAAACAGAGUGAGGACUACAGCAGACAGAAGAGCCGGCGGUGACUCCUCUGACCUGGAGGAAUAUUACUUCUCCAAGUCGGCCUCUGUGGUGCAGCGGCUGUGGCGGGGCCGCGUGUCCGCCGGCAUGCUGAGUCCUCGGCUGCAGCGGGCCAUGAAAGACUACGUGAGUGCUAACAAACACCAUGUUUCCUACAAGAGGCUUCGCAGGGCUGCCCACAGUGCCAAGGAGCUGCUGUGUCAGAUGAAAGCCCAGGCUCGGCUGAGGACGGUGGAUGGCUCGGAGCAGCCUUUCUCCUCGCUUGGCUGGGCUCGUCUUGUGCCAUCCCUUCCUCUGGAACAACUGUACAGGCGGCAGGAAAAGAGCAGCUUCAAGACCUGUGCGGUGGUCACCUCGGCUGGUGCCAUCCUGCGCUCAGGACUGGGCAAGGAGAUCGACACUCAUGAUGCGGUUUUACGGUUCAAUGCUGCACCUACAGAAGGAUACGAGAGGGACGUGGGGAACAAAACCACCAUCCGCAUCAUCAACUCGCAGAUUCUGGCAAAUCCUAGACAUCGAUUCAACACGAGCUCCAUCUACAAGAAUGUGACUCUGGUGGCCUGGGACCCAGCGCCUUACACUGUCAACUUACACAAGUGGUAUGCCAGUCCAGACUACAACCUGUUUGGUCCUUAUGUGGAGCACCGCAAGCUCCAUCCUGGCCAGCCAUUCUACAUCCUUCAUCCCGGCUAUGUGUGGCAACUCUGGGACGUGAUUCAGGGCAACACUCAGGAGAACAUCCAGCCCAAUCCCCCAUCAUCUGGCUUCAUAGGUAUCCUCCUGAUGAUGGCGCUGUGCGAGCAGGUGCACGUGUACGAGUACAUUCCCUCCAUGAGGCAGACAGACCUGUGCCACUACCACGAGCGUUAUUAUGACGCUGCCUGUACACUGGGUGCCUACCAUCCCCUCCUAUACGAGAAGAGCCUGAUCCAGCGGAUCAACACGGGCCCCGAGAGUGACCUGAGGAGGAAGGGACGGGUCACUCUCCCAGGCUUCAGCACCGUCGACUGUGACAUCUGAGAUAUGAAAGCUGACAUACCUUGAUGUACACACACACUCUGGCCUUUUCUGGCUGACUAAGGGAGAGGUGCAAUAAAACCACUGGAGACAAAGAGGAUGAAUCUUACAAGUUUCAAAUUAGACCCAUGAAGAACAUAAGCCAUACCCCCCUCUGGGGAGGGAUCAGCGUGGAGGCUUCUGAAAGAAUUUGUCUUCAUCAAGAGGGUUUACCAGACCAGAGACCUGCAGGAGGAGUCUCCGAGAUGGAUCUGUACAAGAUGUUUCUCUCUGCUUUAGCUGAGCCACGUUAGCUGUGGAGCUGACUAGGGUAGCAACAGAUCAAUGUUUUUAGAUAGACAAGUGAAUUUUCAAUAACUGGGUGUGUUUCAAUGGUGUAAAAAUCCGUGUUUUUAAAUAGUAACGGGUGGUUCUCCACUUAAAGGAAAAGCCACUGUUUAUAACGGUGGAUAUUUGUGAUUUUACUUUUCUUUUUUUUUCUGGUCCAAAGGGUUGUGAAUAAGCAAAGAAGUCAUUCAUGCUGAAUGUCACAAAUGCAACACACAUUCACAAGCACGCUGCAGACACAUGCAGAGGAACGCAAAGAGUAAAAGGCAGAUUUAGUCACAUCAGUCAUAUUACUGUAUAUUUCAUUGCUCUAUAGCAGGUGUUCCUGUUUGGCAUUGUUCUGAUAUCUUCUCAUGAAAUCAGAAGCUGUGUUGCGUGUUACUGCGUGCUAUAGUCACAUUUUUUCUUUUUACUGAGGAUGUAAUUAAAUCAAAACAAAUGGGGCCAAAAUGGAUCUACAGUACAAACAGGUGCUCAGAACAGCCGUAACCCUGUGCCUAGUGGUCGACUGAACACUUCCCUCGGGUUGCCUUGUGGCUGUUUGGAAACAUGCACUAGAUACUGAGGCAGGACUGCAGUACCGUGCAGUUUGGUUGGCAUGAGAGGUGCGGAGCAGUCUAUAUCGCUGAAGUGAUCUGUGUCAGGGGGAUUCUCAGCUCUGCCCCUGCAAUCACCAGCCCCUGUUUUUGACGGUCAGUUCACUCUUUUAUUGAAUGUAAUUUUGCCACAGCGUGGAACGGCCAAACCUUUCCUGAAGCUUACUACUGCAGCGUGGGUCUGCGUAUGUGCAGCUCAUUGCAGGGUUAUUUCCUCGUCACAUAACAAGCAUGAAGCUCAUUUCCUACAACUAUAAAUGUCUCAUAUUCUCUGAAUCCUCUGAUAUUGGUCUGUGCCCUUCCACAGCUCAGAGUAAAGAUGAUUAUAAAAGAGGAAUUUGAACCGGUAAUAUCAUCAGAUUUACUUUGUCUCCUCCAAGGAAGACUUUUAUGUUUACAGUGAGUCAGUGCCACAUCUGCGGCACAAUGUAGAGUUAUUGGCUCAGUGUAGAAAAGAGGGUUACUUGUGGGUUUUUUGUUUUUUUUUUGUUCUUGUGUUUGUUUUUUCUUUGCCGCAGACAUGCAGUCAGAAAAAAUCUUGCCUAUAACAGAGAUUUUUAUUACUCGCUGUGCUAUUUUACAAAAUGUGCUUGUGCCAUUUGGUUGUGGUUCAGUAUAAGUUGUGAAAAACGUGUCACAGAAAUGUUGCUUUGAAUGUUGAAGAAGAUGGCUCAGUAGUAGUUGUAGUGGUUGUAGUUGUAUGUAGAUGAUUCUGGGGUUGGUAUCAUUCAACAAACUCAACAAAUUGAAGGAAAGAAACAAGAAUUUGACCAAAUAUUUAGCGCCAGGUUCCAAUAUUUCAUAGUAGGGGUGGACAAUAUAGGUAAAAUCCUCUAUCAUGGUAUUUUAUAUUGUAACACUGAUAUACUGCAUGUCAUUAUUGAAACUAUGUGUUGAUGAAAGAACCAGACAGUUCAUUAAAAAGUUAAUUCAGUGAAUUGCAUACAUGACAAAAGUACUUCAUCACAUUGAUGCAAAAUUCUGCAAAUCGAAUAUUACCGAGAAAGUAGUUCUCCUCACUGACGUGCAGCAUCUCACACAAUGGUUAAUACAUUGAUUAAUAGCAGUUGACAAGUUAUGUCGUAAUAAGUAAAAGAGAGUUUCUGAUACUCAAGGCUCGAGUACUAAAAGUAUGAAGGUUUGAUACCCAGCCCCAGUUUCAUGUUGAUUAUAUGGCAUGUCAUUAGAAGCUGCUGUGGUACAAGGACCCCAGUAAAGUCAGAAAUUCAGCAACUGUUAGAGGACUGUACCAGAGGUUUACAAAAUAGACGCAAAGAACCAUUUUUGAAACAUAAGGAGAUUUCAGCAUUAAUUUAAAAUCAUGCAGGUUUUCAGCUCUGCUGUAGGUUUUUACGUUUCUCUGUCGAGAUAAAUUACUAAAUGUUUUAGUACUUGUGAUUGUAACACACUGAAGGUGCAGAAACCCUGAACAUAUUGUACAUGUAUAUCUCUAAUCAUUUUUGAUCACUUUCCAAUGCACAGAGCAUGCAAGUCAAGAUCAGGGCCGAGUCUUAAACUGUCUGUGCCGUACUGUGCUGCAAGUAGACACCAUUGUCAUUAAUGUUGUGAGAGGCGAUUGUACUAUAAGAUUUUCUUUUUCACACACGGUGUUUUACAGAUUUUAAUGCAUGCUUGUGGCCAGGGAAAUCACAUCCAGCUGCGGUGCAGGUAUCACUAAUUCCCUGGAUGCACUUGAGUGAGUGCAAUUUCCUUCUGGCAACUUCAUCUUCACAUCUUAAUAUUGUGCCAAAUUCCCUUUUAAUUAUGUCUCAGCUGGGCAAUUUAAACCCGGGAUGAGGAAGUAAAGUGAUAGCAGGACCCCUAUGGUGCUUCUGCUUUCUCUGGGAUGCUUAAGAUGAAACAUAAAUUAAUUUUUGAUCCUCUUCAAUACAACAGUUUUAUUGCCAGUAUUAAAUACAGGACAUUGUAGUGAAAGUUGACAUUAACUUUAAUGUAUGACCACGGAUGAAGCGGUGGGAUGAGAAAACAUGCUACACUGUUUAUUACUUUUUGGCCCUCUCAGCCGCCUCCUCUCAGCUCCUUACUCUUGAGGCCUAUUUUUCAUGUCUGGUGUUUUUUUUGGUUUAUUUUCAGUUUUGUUGGAACUGCUGCAACACACACUGCCUCUGGAGGAUUGCUCAACAUUUUAAGUUUUUAAAAAAAAUUUUUUUAAUACAUUUUCCUCCUGCAGCAUUCCCCAAAUGAGGAAGAGAAAAAGAAGCAUCCAUAACUGAACAUAUGAAGAGUGAAGGUCGUGUUUCACUCCCAACAGCCUUAGGGUGUUCUUCUUGACUUUGAUUUGUCAGUGAAUUCUCCUCUUAUUACACUUGAAUUAAUAUUUAAAUAGACCAUUUGUAUGAUUUCAGCUGUUGUAAUUUGUCUUUUUUACUGUGUAAAUAAAGCUGUUGUACAUGUCAAA
This is a messenger RNA of Seriola dumerili (greater amberjack), 5398 nucleotides long. It is a transcript of the gene st6gal2a, whose product is annotated as ST6 beta-galactoside alpha-2,6-sialyltransferase 2. The coding region runs from base 437 to 2059 and encodes 540 amino acids. The record is from RefSeq and is a predicted model, not a curated record. NCBI's taxonomy places the organism in Eukaryota, Metazoa, Chordata, Actinopteri, Carangiformes, Carangidae. The transcript is spliced from 8 exons. Gene Ontology annotation, molecular function: sialyltransferase activity.